This is a messenger RNA of Miscanthus lutarioriparius, 1629 nucleotides long. Lineage: Eukaryota; Viridiplantae; Streptophyta; Magnoliopsida; Poales; Poaceae. The record is from the annotation of a GenBank genome assembly.
AUGGCCGCCGCCACCGCCGCCACGACCUCCACGCCUUCCUCCCCCCUCCUCCGCCGCGCCGCUGCGGCGCCGACCACAAGCCACCACUACCAGCUCAGGUGCUCCACCAAGCCCUCGCUGUUCGAGCUGCGGCACCGCUCUGCGCGUAUCACUCCCGCGCGAGCUCUGCUCCCUGACCGCGUCACGCCGUUUUCCUUCGACGCGGACGGCGACGACCAUCCCCGAGAGGAGUGCGGCGUGUUCGGAGUCAUUGGCGACCCGGACGCGUCGUCGCUCUGCUACCUCGGCCUGCAGAAGCUGCAGCACCGCGGGGAGGAGGGCGCGGGCAUCGUUGCUUCGGACGCCGACGGCAAGCUCAAUUCAGUGACGGACCUGGGUCUCGUCGGGGACGUUUUCCGCGACCCGGUGCGCCUCGCCAAGCUCCCCGGAAACGCCGCCAUCGGCCACGUGCGCUACUCAACGGCCGGCGCCUCUUCCAGGCGCAACGUGCAGCCGUUCCUCGCCGCGUACAGGUUUGGGCAGCUGGCUGUGGCGCACAACGGCAACCUCGUGAACUACCAGGCGCUGCGCAACAAGCUGGAGGCGCAGGGUUCCAUCUUCAACACCUCGUCAGACACGGAGGUCAUCCUGCACCUCAUCUCAACUUCGCUCUCGCGCCCGCUGCUCUCGCGCGUCUGCGACGCCUGCGAGCGCCUCGCCGGCGCGUACUCGCUGCUGUUCCUGACGGCCGACAAGCUCUUUGCCGUGCGCGACCCGUUCGGCUUCCGGCCCCUGGUUAUGGGCCGCCGCCCCAACGGCGCCGUGGUGUUCUCGUCGGAGACCUGCGCGCUCGACCUCAUCGACGCCACCUAUGAGCGCGAGGUGGAGCCCGGGGAGGUGGUGGUCGUGGACCGCCGCGACAUGUCGGUGUCCUACGCCUGCCUCGUCCCGCAUCGCCCGCGCAAGUCAUGCGUGUUCGAGCACAUCUACUUCGCCCUUCCCAACUCCGUCGUGUUUGGGCACGCCGUCCACGAACGCCGCAGCGCAUACGGCCGCGCGCUCGCCGAGGAGUCGCCCGCCCCGACCGCGGACGUCGUCAUCCCCGUGCCUGACUCGGGGUUCUAUGCCGCGCUCGGCUUCGCGCAGGCGUCGGGGCUCGAGUUCCAGCAAGGCCUUAUCCGGUGGCACUACAGCGGCCGCAGCUUCAUCCAGCCAUCGCAGGCAAUCCGUGACCUCGCCGUCAAGCUCAAACUCGCGCCCGUACGCGGCGUCAUUACCGGCAAGAGCGUGGUCGUCGUCGACGACUCGCUCGUGCGCGGCACCACCUCGAGCAAGAUUGUGCGCCUGCUCCGCGAUGCCGGGGCGCGUGAAGUGCACAUGCGCAUCUCCAGCCCCCCGGUCGUCGGGUCCUGCCUCUACGGCAUUGACACGCCGAGCGAAGGCGAGCUGAUAUCCAACAGGAUGGACCUCGAGGGUGUGAGGAGGACCAUUGGCUGCGACUCGCUUGCCUUCCUCUCGCUCGAAAAGCUCCACAGCAUCUACGGCAAUGAAGCACAUGAGUUAUGUGAUGCCUGCUUCUCACGGAACUACCCGGUGCUGCCUACCGUGCCGGAGCCGGUCCCAGAGCUGGCGUCUGCCUUCGAAGACUAA